Molecule: messenger RNA, 673 nt
Organism: Magnolia sinica
Lineage: Eukaryota; Viridiplantae; Streptophyta; Magnoliopsida; Magnoliales; Magnoliaceae
Product: probable calcium-binding protein CML45
Exons: 1
Coding region: 76-672 (198 amino acids)
Molecular function (GO): calcium ion binding
Source: RefSeq, a predicted model, not a curated record
UCAUCGUCCAUUGAUUUCUCCACUCUUCUUUCUCUCUUCUCUCAUCCAAACCAACACUCCCAAAUCGCGAUUCAAAUGGGUAAGGCAUCCCCAAACAGCCUCUGUUCCUUUUUCUCCUCGCAUCCCUUAGUUGAGUAUUUCUUCCUCCACAAAAUCCUCACCCGAAGCUUCAGAUGUGAGAAGUUCUAUUAUAGUUUCAUCUCUUUCUUCCAACCUCAACUCGAAUUCUUCCACGUGGAUUUGCCAGUUCAUUCCGGGAAGAAGAACCCAACUACCGAAACCGAUUCAAACCAACAGUCUUGCUUGGAGAAGGGAGGAGAUGCAGGGCUGAGGAGAGACGACGUAGAGAUGGUGAUGGAGACGCUUGGGAUCUUUUUUAACCCUGACGGUGAGAAGAUUAAGGAGUGUGUGGGGUUGGAUGAUAUUUCGGUGUUGUUCCAGGACGACGAACCGAGCUUGCCGGAACUAAUGGAGGCGUUUCAGGUGUUUGACGUGGAUCGAGAUGGAUUCAUCGAUGCGAGAGAGUUACAGAGUGUUUUGUGUAAGUUGGGUUUUUGGGAAGCGUCGAAUUUGGAGGUGUGUGAAAUGAUGAUUAGAGAAUUUGACGUGAACGGCGAUAGUCGAAUAGAUUUCAAAGAGUUUGUAAAAUUAAUGGAAAAAGGAUUUUGUUGAA